This is a messenger RNA of Osmerus eperlanus (European smelt), 1068 nucleotides long. RefSeq names its product SLC35A4 upstream open reading frame protein-like. NCBI's taxonomy places the organism in Eukaryota, Metazoa, Chordata, Actinopteri, Osmeriformes, Osmeridae. The record is from RefSeq and is a predicted model, not a curated record. Bases 262 to 570 code for a protein of 102 amino acids. The transcript is spliced from 3 exons.
UGGAAGCGAGGUAACGACAAACUGAACAGUGCAGGUGCAGCUGUACAGUAAUGUAUGCUUUAACCUACUGUUAAAACAUGUCAACAACAUAGAGUAGCCGUUCUUCGGAAACCUUCCCUAAAUUAUAACUUGUAGAGCAUGAGUCAGAAUGGCGUAAAUAAAACACAGGAAACGAGAGAGAUAUGGGAGAGACGCGGUUUGUCAGCCACACCACUCGGGCAGGACAAUUAAUCGAGACCAGAUGUGCAGUGAUUCGCAGACAUGUCGAACGACAAGAACCCCCUGAACAAGUUGAGGGAUCUAGCGGAUCUAAAGGACCAGCUGGAGGACAUCCAGAGACGUGUGGAGGAUGAGGUGCAGGCUGGGGUACCACAGGGGGGCAGUGUGCUGGCGUCCCCCUUCCUGAAGGGCUUCCUGGCCGGCUACAUUGUAGCCAGGCUACGUUCCUCUGCCGUCCUGGGCGUCGCCAUAGGAACUUGCACCGGCAUCUUCGCCGCCCAGAACUUUGAGGUGCCGAACAUAGAGCAGACUCUGAAGGACUACGCCAGCAUGCUGAGAGGACCCAAGUGAGACCAAGCAGGCGGAGAGAGGAGAUACUGCGUCUUCUCCUCCUAGGAGGAGGAACUGUGUGUCAUUGAACCAUCUCGACCUUCUCCAGAAUCUCUGAACCGGGAACUCCCGCCUCCACUCCCUGCCCAACCCCCCAAUCCCUCCGACUCUAAGUUUGCACUUGUUGGGUUUGAACUGUAAGAGAAGGUGACGUGUAUUGUUGGGUGGAAUGUCUCUUUAAAGAGAGCUGUGAGGUGUGUGUCUGGCUGGUUGAUGUAUCGUUUCAUUCAUCUGUGCAAUCAUUUCUCUCUGUGCAAUAGCCUCUGGGCUUGUCUGUCGCUUGUUUUAUAUAUCAACUGGACAUUAUGUUGUUGUCAUUGUUGUUUUGGGAAAGCGGGAUGUUUGGGAAGGAAGUGUUUUUAUUUUAAACAUUUUAUGUAAACAGUGUCUCAUCUCCACCUGCUUCACCUGGCUAGCUAGCAAUAAUAACUAUACAUUAUAACAUUAAAGCUGCAUCAU